Dibothriocephalus latus is the source of this 639-nucleotide messenger RNA. The record is from the annotation of a GenBank genome assembly. NCBI's taxonomy places the organism in Eukaryota, Metazoa, Platyhelminthes, Cestoda, Diphyllobothriidea, Diphyllobothriidae.
AUGUCUCGAGCGGUUGUCUCGUUCACUGGGUUUCGAGACCGUGUGCUUGUUAAUCGCCUGGCCUCUCUUGUUCAUUGGAUGGGUGGGAGUGUUCGUCGGCGACUAGACGCCGAUGUGACUCACCUAGUCGCCUAUCGCUGCGCCGGUGAAAAAGUUCGUAAGGCGGCUUUGACAUCUACAAAUAUCACCACAAUGAACGCGUCAUGGAUAGAAUCUGCGUGGGGCUUGCGCACUUCCAAUCCAUUUUUCGAUUCAACAGAAGUCGAGUUUGUGAACAAACAUCGGGCUAAAGUUUUUCAAUCGUGUUGUAUCUUCUUUGUGGGCUUCCCCGUGCAUAGCCAAACACUGAAGGAGCUAAGGGAUCUUGUGCGGGAGCACAAUGGUUCCUUGGCAAAAAGUUUAUGCGAUGAGCGGCUCACGCAUGUGAUUGUUUCGGACGAAUGGACGGCCACCCCAGGAUCUCCGGUUUUGAAGGAUAUAAGCGACCUAAUCGUCAACUCUGCGAAUGCAGCUGUGCAGGAGUUCAGUACCGACGUCGCUCAGCAGCUCUGCUCUGAGCUAAGGGAGGUCUCAUUCCGUGUGCCUGUCCUGCGCCUGGAUUGGUUUUGGAAGUCCCUCCAAUGCACUUAUAUUUGCCAC